CUUGGAGUCCCCCUGCUCUGGACGGCCGCACCGCUUCGUCUGGCCUGAGAACACGCUGCAAAGCCCUCUCUGCUCUACACACUGCCCACCCUGGGGGUCCUGGCCAUCCCCAGCUGCUCUGCUUGGUAACCGAGCCAAGGAGGCUGCUGCAUUUGCUGGUCUGCUGCCUCUCUCUCCUUUGGCUGGCCCAUUAUUCACUGUAGCGCCCAGUCCAUACGCCUGCCUGCCAUGCCCAUGGGCAGCCUCUCUGCUGUGCUGUUGCUGGCCACAAUGGGCCUGUGUGUCAGCGAUGAAGCCAUCCACUGCCCACCCUGCUCGGAGGAGAAGCUGGCUCGCUGCAAGGCACCAGUGGGGUGUGAGGAGCUGGUGCGGGAGCCUGGCUGUGGGUGCUGUGCCACCUGUGCCCUGAGCAAAGGGACGCCCUGUGGGGUUUACACUGCCCGCUGUGGCUCGGGGCUCCGCUGCUACCCACCCCGGGGGGUCGAGAGACCCCUGCACACGCUGAUGCAUGGGCAGGGGAUCUGUACAGAAUUGUCCGAGAUCGAGUCCAUCCAAGAGAGCCUGCAGCCUCCAGAAAAGGAGGAGAUUGAUCACCCCAACAACAGCUUCAGCCCCUGCAGCAUCCAAGACCGGAAAUGCCAUCUGAAGCAGCAGGCAAAAUCCCGUGAGCGGGCCAACAACGGUGUCAAGAUGAGGAAUACACACAUCCGGGAUGAGACAAGGCCAAUAGCGCAGGGUUCCUGCCAGAGCGAGCUGCACAGAGCUCUGGAGAGACUAGCUGCCUCCCAGGGCCGAACUCAUGAGGACUUGUACAUCAUCCCCAUCCCAAACUGUGACCGCAAUGGGAACUUCCAUCCGAAGCAGUGUCACCCGGCUUUGGAUGGGCAACGUGGGAAAUGCUGGUGUGUGGACCGGAAAACAGGCGUCAAGCUGCCAGGCUUUCCUGAGCUGAAAGGGGACUUGGAUUGCCACCAGCCAGCUGAUGGCGUGCGAGAGUGACCCCAUGGUAAAAGGGGACUAUGAGAUUUCCUUGGCGACCUGCUGAGGCUGAACAAACCCAUUGGUGCUGUCUAGGAGUGGGAAGGAAGGGACACUACCACAAAACAACUCCCUGUGCCCAAGCGAUCCCAGGCUGUACUCUCGUCCCAGUCAGAAUGGCACCCCCAUCCUGCAAAACAUCGCUUCCCUGCUCUGCAGCUGCUACCUGCCCCUUUUUGAUCCUUACUUUGAACCUACCCCCAGCUCUGGGCAUGGACCUGGGGGCUCCUGCCUGCCCCAGGCUACAGGCCGGGCUUGGGUUAGGCACAUGUGCCAAAAUGACCACUAGCAAUGGACACCACAAGGGCUUUCCCAUUUGGGACACCUCCUGUCAUCCUUUCCCCCCUUCCAACAGCCUUAAGGGGGAUAGUCCCCUCCCCAGCCUUUCCCACUUUGCUCCAGCCCAGGUAGCUGGGGAAAGGUUUCUCUUGUCAAGGGACAGCUGGGGGCUCUUUGCCAGGGCACAGAAAUUAUGGUAGUGGCUGUGGUGUCUGCACAGCCUCCCCUAUCCCCCUGCAUGCUCUGCUCCCCAUGGCUGCUAAGGGAGCUGUGGAGUCCCCUGCACAGGUGUGGGGAUGUGCUGCAUCUAUUUUGAGGGAAGCAGGGGCUAUUUUGAGAUCACUAUGCCAAAGUUCAAAGAAGGAGAGCAACAAAAAUAGCCUCCAAGUCUUGGCUGCCACCAAGCAUUUGGCAUACAUUACAUACUGGGUUAUGUUCCUACUCAACAAGGCUGCAGGGCUGUUGUGUUCUCAACCCUGUCUCCCACCCCACAAACUGUUUUUAAUGUGAUCACACCAUAAUGGGUGCAAGGAUUUCCUAGUGUCCCACCCCCUCUCUUCUAUGUCGGCAUAUUGCCAGGGCUAGUUUAAAGCAUAGGACCUAGAUGCUCCUGCCCAUGAUCUAGGUCCUGGAUCUAGGUCAGGUCAUUGCACCAGAGCCUCAGCUUUCCUGGAAAGAAAAUGGUGUCCAGCUGUCGUGGGUUUUCAGAAAGCAGCUCAAAAAUGUGACCCAGGUGUGAAGGAUGGAUGCAGCAGCAUCUUCCUGAGUCUGCAGACAGCCUGAACUAAGAGCUCUGAGAAGGGGAAUGGCUACAUUCAUCUCAAUGGGGUGUUGACUCCAACACCCAUCAUUUUGACUUCGUUAGCCCCCACAGCAGAGUGGCAGGAGGAGACAAGUAUGGUGAGCCUGGUUCCCUUCUGUCCCAGGCCCAGUAAGCACUGGGAUUUCCUUACCACCACGCCUACCCGUUGUGGGGGCAGGGGAACAUCAGCCUGCCCAAAGAGAUGUAUUAUAGCAGGUGCCAGCAGACAGCACUUGGAUGGGUGACAUUUGCCACUGUUGCCUGGGUUGGGGUGUCGGGGGUGGAAUGGGGAUGUCGUGUCAAAGAAACCUCCUUGUUCCCUGGCUGUCUUUAUCUGGUCCAGCCUGUUGCCAGACAAGGCAGCAUGUCUCCAUGUGAAUGCAUGUGUGUAUGGUGAGCGUGGAGGUACAAGUGUGGAGGUGGGUAGUAACUGCUUGCUGAUCUACAGCUGGUGGCAGUAGGGAUGAGAACAAGGAGACACCCAAGAAAGUCUCCAGGGAGGCAAGGGAGUCCCAGUAGGAGGAUCCACCUGUAAGAAGCCCUUCCUUUCCCGUGUACAGUAUAGUGUUUUUCCCUAAGCCCCAGCUCCUGGAAAAGACACUUUGGGCCAUCCUGGCUCUAGAGAAGAGCAUGAAGGUGUAACUCAGCUGUUCCCUAAAGUUUCAGCAUCCAGGAGACAUGUAACAUGAGCCCUAAAUUUAGCUUUUUUUUUUUACUCUUGUGCUUUUCAAGCCAAUCUCAUGAUUACUGGGUGGUUCUGCCUCCUGUUUCUGGAACACUUAGGAUGGGCCAUAUGGGUGCAGCCAUCUAUAUUUCAGGAAAUGGUUCCUGAAGGUCAUUGUCAAAAGGUCAUCAGGGCCAGAACUUUCUGAGCUGAGGUUGGCAUGAAGCAGCCUCUCAUACCACCAGCUGCAACCCCAACCUUACUUAACUCUGGGAAAGUCCCCAUGCUGGUCCCUCUCCUGGUCCCUCUCCCUAUAACAACUCUCCUGCAGAUCCUAGUCCAGGGCUCGGUAACAUUUUUGGCUUGAGUGCCAAAAGCACCCCAACCCUGACCCAUGCCUCAGCUUGGAGUGCCAGGAGCAGACCACAGGGAGUUGCGAGGGGCCCAAUCCUUGUGGCUGGGGCUGGCUGCAUGUGUGCCUCCGGGUAGACGGCAGAGGAGGGGCUGGGGUUGCACUGUCCCAGGCCCCACUCCUGCCAUCCACCUAGUGGUGUGUGUGCACUCACCACUGCCACGGAGCCUGGCUGGGGCUCUGGAGCCUGGUGCUGCUAUUUGCAGCCUCCCGGCUGCCUUCUGUGAGCAGCCCAGGCUCCAUAACCAGUGGCAGCGUCCCAGAGCCCAUGCCAAUUGUAGUGUGCCGAGCAAAAUGGCCUUGCAUGCCAUGCUCUGAUGCCUGCUGACCCCUAUCCUAGCCCCAUCACAGUGCCAAACAUCAGCACUCUGUAGCCAGGACCUCUCUCGCCUAAUCAGCCUGAAAAAAAAGAUCCCUUCCCUUUGCUUCAGGCCAGGUUGUCAGGGUAAGCAGAAGACAAGCAGAAUGGGGCUGACCAACCCCAGGUGUGCAAGGAUAUUGGGGGUCCCAGAAUGAGACCCACAGCAGUGUUGCAGAGUUCAUUUCCUUUCUUAGAAGUGAGAUCCUUUCACUAGUGAAAACCAGCACACACUGCACUGGCCUCUGCUAGUUUGCAUCAGCUCUGGGUACCCCUCACUAUCCCGACUGCGUCCGUCCAUUCUUGGAAAAACUUCCCUCUGUUUUAACUUCUCCAUAGCAGCAAAGAGCCAUUUAGAAAGAGCAAACAAUGAUUGAUGGCUGGAGAAUUUUGAGCCCAUCCUGGAAGCAGGCUGGAGCCCUGAGCUGUCAGCAGCCGCUCUCUGUUGACUUGAGAGUCAGGUGGUGAGUUCUGGCUGGCGUAUUCAUUUGCAGUGGGUUUAUGCUGGGCACUGGGGGUGGGGGUGAGGGUGUGGGCUGGAGAAGUGCUCUCCUUGUACUGGAACAGUUGUGUGCCGGGCCUAAGAUUUAUGGUCUUGCCUCACUGUCCUUCCAAUGUUUUGACUCGGAGACC
Alligator sinensis (Chinese alligator) is the source of this 4186-nucleotide messenger RNA. It is a transcript of the gene IGFBP4, whose product is annotated as insulin like growth factor binding protein 4. Gene Ontology annotation, cellular component: extracellular region. The transcript has 4 exons. Gene Ontology annotation, molecular function: insulin-like growth factor I binding; insulin-like growth factor II binding. Gene Ontology annotation, biological process: regulation of insulin-like growth factor receptor signaling pathway. The record is from RefSeq and is a predicted model, not a curated record. Bases 229 to 999 code for a protein of 256 amino acids. NCBI's taxonomy places the organism in Eukaryota, Metazoa, Chordata, Crocodylia, Alligatoridae.